Molecule: messenger RNA, 6208 nt
Organism: Oryzias melastigma (Indian medaka)
Lineage: Eukaryota; Metazoa; Chordata; Actinopteri; Beloniformes; Adrianichthyidae
Gene: qser1
Product: glutamine and serine rich 1
Exons: 13
Coding region: 380-5320 (1646 amino acids)
Source: RefSeq, a predicted model, not a curated record
GAUGGUCACGUGGUUUUCUUUGCGUGGCGAACCAUCUCCCUGAACAAUAUUGCUCCAAUACUUUUACUUCAAAUGUUAAAAGUGUGCGUUUGAGCAAGUCGAGUUCUGCUAUCGAGAGUUCCAGUGUUCCACCAAAGUGCAGCUAGGAGUCCCUGCCGGAUUUCCACAGAUGUGACUGACUUAUAUGACGAAACAUGGGGGGAAAAUAAUCACGCGGAGGGAAAGGUAAUAUUUCGGCCGGGGGGCAACGAGCUUCGGCGUGGGCAUUUGCAGACUUUGCUUCGAAGGGGACAGCCUGGGCUGGUCGUCGGGAUCGAGCUGCUACGAUGUUCGCCUGCUGCUCCGCGGAGCUCCGUUGGGGACGGGAACCUUUCGCCGGAUGAUGGACAGGAACUACCCGAGCUCCAGCUUUUCGGACGCGCUGGCUGCACCACCACAGACCGUAGCUUCGUGGGCCUAUGAGCGCGGCUCGGCUACUAUCAAACCAAGUUAUGGCGCAACGCUCCUCGAUGGAGAGCUCCUCCAGCAGCAAAGUUAUGCUUCCUCACACCAGCUUCCUUCAUACAAUACCUUACACGUUCCUGCUGGAGCAGGAACACUCGAGUCAAGCAGCAGCUCUCCUGUGACCUCAGUCAUGAGCUUCCUGACAGCCACCGAGUCGAGAAGUCUUCAGGCUGGUCCUGCUAGUGCCUCAUUGCUUCCUCCUUUUAGACCUCCAUCGUGGCCUACUGGCACCAACACUUCCACCACAGACUUGUACUUGACCAGUGCUUUGCCCUCUACAGCCACUUUUCCCUCACCUGCUGCUCUGUCAUCAUAUCAGCACACAGGUGCCUACGCUUCCAGGAACUAUGCCACCAACGCCUCACUGUCUCUUCAGGAUCCUGCUUUCAGCGCUUCCAACAACGGCCUCUUUUCCCACCACGAUCACUUGCUUCACCUCAAAUCUAGCCAAACUGUGCUUCCCACUGCCCUGGCCUUCAAUCAUCUCUCUGCCUCCCCUCUGGGCUCAGCUCUCCCUGUGCAGUCCUCGACUUACCGCUCAGCCCAGGAGUCAGCGCCCCAUCUCCUGCAACCCCAGUUUAGCCUCCUUCCCUCAGCUCUCCCCUCUCCUCAAGGUGCUGCGCAGCCUUACGGGGCGACAGUUUUCUCCAGCUCUAUUGAAAGAGCUCUACAGCGUGAAUGUAGUGUAAUCAAACACCAUCAGAGGCCUUCUAGUGGCCACGUGCCCUCAGAGCAGCUGCCCAGUUCGGAGCACUCGUUACAGGGAUACUUUGGCUCAAGCGGCGACACAGAUGUGUCUUACCAGCAAGAUCCCCCUCAUCACAGCCCAGUGUCCAGCAGCCCCUCCACAACAGCAAACUCCAGCCAAGGUGCCAGCGGCUCCCCACAACCUAAGAGUGAUUGUGUUGCACAAACGUAUUCAUCCGUAUCAUUACUGAAACCAGGAGACAGCUCCUUCAAACUGGCUCCAUCCUCGGAGAGGAGUAAAGACAUUCGCUCUAUGAGCCUGAAAGCAGGUUCUCCGGAGCAUUACUCCUCCCCCGAUGACAAGCAAAACUCAUUGAUUGCUAAUCAGCAGGCUGUCCAGCUAUCUAACCUAAUAGCUGACAGUUUGCCUCAAACCUAUAUCACAGCACUCACACAGUCCCAGAGCUCACAUUCUACUGCAGAUAAACUCUCCUCUGUUUACACUACUCUGUCUUCCCUCUCAAGUCACUCAGAAAACAUGGCUUCUGUCGGCCCAAAUCUGGCUUACUCGUCCAAUCUUGGCCAGGAAGUUCAUUAUGGAACCCAUGUCCAGACUUUGUGUCAAGAUGGUUCCGCUGGAAGAUACCCCACAUCCCACUCUCAGGAUGCAUCCAGUUUUAAUUUUACAUCUCAGGAGCAGUCUUUAGCUUCCCAGUCACAAAGCUUCUCUUCGGGACAGUCCCUGAACUCAUCAUAUCCACUAACGUGUGGGCAAUCUCUCCCCACAUCAAAUUCGACUAUGGACUUUAGUGGUGUGCAAGAUUCAAAAGCUCAUAGCGUUUUAUCCCAGACACAGACCCAAAAUGUUUUGUCAUCCCCAUUACCUACAUACUCCUCAACUCAAACCUUACAAAAUGGAAUUAGCUCCUCCGGACAGGACAUAAAGCCAACGCACGGCAAAGAAAAAAUGGAAGCGCUUCCCUUCCAGGACAUGGAGGCUCUACGGCAGACUUCCAUGGUUUCUAACAGUCUGGCCUCUCAUAAUAUCGUUUAUGUGGUUUCAAAAAUAGACGAACAGAAGCCACAAAGUGUUAUUCGAAGUAACUCGUGUGAUGAACACCUCAUGGGACUAAAUCAAUCUAAUGUAGCAGAAGCAAAGGAUGAACUGAUGUGUUCCGUUAGCCAAAACCAAAUACAUUUAAGCAGCAGCAAUGGCCAUCAAGCUAUCAACACAAAGCCCUCAACCUCCAUUAUUGUGCCCUCACUUUUACCCCUUUGCCCAGAGCAGCUCAAGCAGCCCCCUCCUCAGCUUCAACCAGAGCUACAUCAGCAAAACCAACAGACUCAAAGCCAAAACCUGGCAGUGCACACACAGUUCAUCACCGUCCCCAGCAAUAAGGUUCUUCUCGAGUCCAGUCAGAUGAUUCUGGUCCAGCAGCCUCUGGUUCACCAGACUCAGAAUAACUCAAAGCUGAUAUCUUUGCAAGGCUUCCAGCCUGCUCACAGUUUGGGUCCAGUCCACGUUCAAUACCUUCAUAUGGAUCGAGACCUGCUCGGACACAGUAUUUCAGAACCGCAGGGCCAACAGGGGACCAUAGUGUCUGAGCCGAGCUCAGAAUGCUUGUCUGCUAAAAACCACUGCAGCCAAGCAGCACAUCAGCAGCCAGCUGAUGUCAAGAACCACUUUGCUCUCAAUUCCAUCUGCUUCCCAGAAUCCAUGCUGCUGACAGAUGACAGAAGCAUUCUGUCAAAUGUUGACGACAUCCUGGCUGCUACGGUAGCAGCCUGCGGCGUCACGCCUCAGGACUUCAAAGCCGCAACCUCAGCGGAGGCUGACAUGACGGCGAUGUCGAGUUCUGUUGACUCCAAAAGACAUCUCCAGACGAUUGAUAUGAGGCAAAUGUCUGCUGGUUUUUCCUCAGCACAACAAGCCGUCAUGGCCAAUACGAACUCUCACACCGUCAGCAUAUCUCUAAACGGGGAUCAGACAACUACUGACUGUCAGCACCAACCAGUUCACUCCAAAAGCACUGCUGAACUUGAAAUAAAUGGGGAUGGGAAGAGCUCUGAGAGGGGAUACAGCUCAGAAGACCAGGUGUUUGACUCUGUGGUUGACCAGAACAAGGCUAAAGAGAAUCCCAAUUGUGCUGAAACUGAAAAUAAAUUCAUGCUAUGUCCAGAUGGUGACGACUCCACCAAAAAGAAGGCUCGUUCAAAAUCCCAGACCAAACCAGGAUGUCCUGAAGAUGAGGGGGGAUUGGCAAGACCUGUCAAACGCAGCGGGCAAACAAAGCGGCAGAACUCCAAAGGAAGUGACGUCAGCUCACCAACCGGCGCGCAAAGUAUGUAUGAAGGUUGUCCCCAACAAGAGAGGAUCCGGCAGAAGAUUCGGGAAGUGGAGGAGAAGCAACCAGAGGUCAAAAGUGGCUUCAUUGGCUCCUUCCUGGACUUUAUCAAGUCUGGCCCCAAGCAGCAGUACUCUCAGAACCCGAUGAGAACGGUCAGUCGCCCAAGAAAACCCUCCACCUCGUCCAAACCGAGCACUUUGACAGUUUUGCCCUGCAAAGUCCAGAGUCUGCCUGGACCUCUACUUCCUCAAGAGAGUCCGGCUCUGAGCUCGCAGCAGAAACGCCUGGAGGACGACCUGCAGAAGAACUUGGAGACACUGCCAUCCUUCAGUUCAGAUGAGGAGGAGAGCACUGGGAGGAACCAGGCUCUGAGGAACAGCAUCACCUCAGCAUUGUCGUCUCUGGAUGAAGCCUCAGAUCGUAAAACAAGGACAGAUAACCAAAUUCACAGCUUGAUGAUGAGACAGGACCACGUUCCCUCCGUAUCACACGCCGUCGCUCACGCCUGCUUGCCGCAAAUCUCCUCUCCAGCUCCGGUAACAACCUCAGUCUCGGGAAGAACUGCGUUUGCGGCCAAAGAUCAGCACGCCGUGACCCCCACUGGCCAACUGGCGAUGCAGCUGCCAGCUGUGGCUGUAGAGGGACUCACGGACGAGGAGCUGUCCGACAGCGGGGGAGAGGGCAUGUAUCGGGAGAGAGACGAGUUUGUCGUCAGGAAUGAAGACAUCGAAACCUUGAAGGAGACGAUGAAGGCUGGCAGUGAACCACCAGCCAUUUGGAAAGUGCAGAAGGCUCUGCUGCAGAAAUUUGUGCCGGAACUAAGAGAUGGGAAAAGAGUUUUUUCUGCCACAAACAGUUACCUUGGAUACUUUGGUGAUGCCAAGACCAUGUACCAUCGAGUGUAUGUGAAGUUUUUGGACACGGUUAACAAAAGGGAAUACGUGCGCGUUUGUAGUCGAAAGCCUCGCUGUAAGCCGCUGAGCUCGCUGAGAGGAGUUCAAGUAAAAACCCUUCUGGGCUUGACGGCUCCGGCUUCUUCUGUGAUCCAGAGCCAAAAGCCCAGAGUCAAACAAAUCAAACCAAAGGCAGAACCACCUCCCAAGAAGAGAAGAAAAUGGAAGGAAGAGUUUUCCCAGACUGCAUCUGGAUCAUCUGCUGAAGAUGAUGAGUCAAACUCCACACUUUCAUCACGGUUCCUCAAAACACGAACCAUGAAGGAGACAUUCAGGAGCUUCGUGGAGCUCCUCAUCAGCAUCGCUUUAGACGAAGAUGUGAUGACAGCACUUGAAAGAGCAAAUGAUGAGUUGCUGCUGCCGCACAUGAAAAGAGUGGACGGUUUGAUCACUGACAACAGGAAGCGUCUGCUCCACAAACUUCACCUCGGUCAAGUCCUGAAGAUGGCCUUGGACAGCUUUCCAGAGAUCUCAGUGGUGACUGAGUUAAAGAAGGACGGGGAAACUCCAGCUUUUAAGGUACGCCUUAGUGGAAAGGCCUACAACAAGAAGACUAUGAAGCCUCACAAAGUGCCGAGCAAAGUUCCCCAGGAGUACACGGUGGACCAGCAGAAAACUCAGUGGUUCUCCCUGUACCACUCCUUGCAGCAUUACAAAUACCACACAUACCUCAUGUGUAAGGAUGAGAUUGCAUCUCUGCGGGUUCAGACGGGGGACCUGGGGCAGGAGGAGACUGUGAAGAAGUGUCUGGAGAACGGAGCGUGGGUAGAGGGGCUCUUCGAUCGUUUCGGAGAGCUAAUCAAUCAGGUGCAGCAGGUCUGCAGAUGAUUCAGCGUUGGCUCACACGGAUCUGAAAAAGUGGGAGAGACGGAACGACGAAAACAAUAAAAAAUGUUGUGCUUAAAGACUUCUCCAUCGCCAUGGCAACGGGAACGAUUUCCUCUUCUCCAGCCACUCAGUGAUGAAAAAUCUACUUUUUCUACUCUCUCCCAACACCUGACGUCCGCAGAAAGCAGUUAACUAACAAAAACUUUAUGUUGGAAUAUUUCCAGAUUGUGCAUCUCCUAGUCAAGGUAGAUUUGUUAAACUUUUUGCAAAGAUUAUUAUUUUUUUUAUGUUAGGUAUCUAAAAAUACUUUAGGGACAAACUAUAAUAAUAGGAAAUGGAGCACAGUAAGUCUGAAUGCCUUCUGUUUUUAAUCAGUUUCCUUGUGUUAUUUCAACAAACUCAAAGAGUUGAUUGACUGUACAGAGAAUCUAUACGUAAUACAUAUCUGUAGUUGCAGACGUUUUGUAGAACAGCCAUCAUUUUGUCAUGGACUGCCAGCUCUUGUAUAUGAAAUGUACAUUUUGUAUUAAAGUUAAAAAGGGGGGUUUUCUUGGGGAACUGAGCUUGUGCAAGCUGCAGUCGGACGUAAACGCAUCAAACCCUCUGAUGCUUUUAAAUCAAUCACUGCAGUUUUUCUGCUGUUCAUAACCAGAGUCUUAGGAUAAUAUGUGAAUCUUUAUAUUACUUUAUAUGCAUAGCACAUUUUUAUGACAAGUAUCUAUUUUUCUCAGAGCUUAAAUAUUAUUUUUGUUCGUUUCUAAAAAGCAUUUUUUCAUAGUCUUUUCACAGUUCUCCACAGAUGGAUUUUUGAGUCGAUUUCAAGUUUUAUGAUAUCAAAAGUGAUUGUUCUUUAAAAAAUGCAGUUUGUAAAUAAAAUGUCAUAUACUA